UACAGCUCUCAAUCUAAAAUGGUAAUUUCACUCCUUUUUCUUCUGGAAUUUCCUAUUUUGACUUUGUCAAGUAAACACGUAAAUAUCGCCUAUAAGCAGAACAGUAAAGAAAUUAGUGUUCAGUUUGGUGGUCCAGCCAGUGCAGUAUUGGAUGGAAAUUUCUAUACAGUGGCUGUUCAUAACACUGCCUGCCUUCAUACAACAUAUAUUUAUAGGCCGUGGCUUGUUGUACAAUUGGAUAGGGCUUAUAUCAUUCGAGAUAUUAGAAUUCUGAACAGACACGGCUCUUCUGAUAGAUUGAAAAACAUUUAUAUAAAAACUAAAUUAUCAAGAGACAUAGCUACAAUCAAUUUUGAUGAUUACAAACUAUUUGGAUAUAAGGCAAACAGUCCCGGACCUUCUGGAUCUCAUACAUUUCAUUUUACUGACAAACCUCAUUACGGUUCCGUUGUUCUACUUUAUUUAAAUGACCACCAAUUUUUAAAUUUAUGCGAAAUGGAAAUAUGGACAUUGAAAAAUAUUGCUAAAUUUAAAAAUUCUACAAUGAGUUCAAUUGGCAGAUUGCCGAAUUAUGCUUUAGAUGGUCAGUCGAAUGGUCUUCAUAAUAUGGGACUUCAAAAUUGGUUAGCCCCAUGCGCAUGUUCAGAUAUUGAACAUAAUCCGUGGUGGAAAGUUGAUUUAGAGGAGAAAAGUGUUAUUUACGCUGUAACAACUAUUGGCAGAAUUGACAAAUUUUCAUUUCACAAUCUUCGAAUUGCAAUAAGUGAAAAUAAUACUCUACCUUCACCCAAUGUUUAUAGAGAAUGUGGCAAUUUUAACGGUAAUCAGGGAGUCUAUUUAACAAGUAGAUGUCCUCAAUGGUCUAUUGGCCAAUACGUUUCCGUUAUGAUUAAAUCGGAAACUGGGCAUACGGAAAAACUUACUCUAUGCGAAGUAGACAUAUUUGGUUUCAAUCUGUCAGAGUCUCUCAUCGUCUAUACAAUACUUUACGACGAUGAGAAAUACGAAUACAAAGGAGAGGAGGAGAAAGACUGUAACGGAAAUGUGAAAUAUUCAACCGAUAUCGCUUUAUAUAAUAAAACAGAGUUUGAACUUGACCUGACAGGUGUUGGUGUUGAUGACCUGUGUCAAAAGAGUAUAAUAUCUACAUCCGUAAUAUUUGAAUUAAACCAAUCGAGCGGAAUGAAAUACGAAAAUAUUUGCAGUUUAAUAAAUGUAAAAAAUGGAUAUAACAUCGAAAGAGAUAUGUUUAGUUCUUGUAAAUAUAAAUGUGAAUGCAAUGGUUUCGUCUGCAAAUCAUUUUCGCUAUUUAUUUCAAAACGACUGCAAAUAUUUUUUAAGGAGAUGUAUGUAUUUUUUAAAAUGAAUUAAUUCCAACAAAACUCUAUUUCCGUUUGGAAAUUACGUCAUAAUACACAUUUUUGAAAAAACAUUAAUCUAUUAUACAAAGUUGAGUUGGGUCGACAUUGUAAAACUUUGGUUAUAUUUUACAUGCUUGAACUCUAUUAUUUGAUGCAAUAUAUACAUGUACAUCUUAAAACCUACACAAGAAAAUGCUAUAACAUUGGCCAAACAUAAGUCUCAUUAGUCAGCUUCAAGGCUCAUCUUUAAUUACCAAUAAAGGUUUGG
Messenger RNA from Dimorphilus gyrociliatus, 1629 nucleotides. Lineage: Eukaryota; Metazoa; Annelida; Polychaeta; Dinophilidae. The record is from the annotation of a GenBank genome assembly.